Messenger RNA from Peronospora farinosa, 1128 nucleotides. The record is from the annotation of a GenBank genome assembly. NCBI's taxonomy places the organism in Eukaryota, Oomycota, Peronosporomycetes, Peronosporales, Peronosporaceae.
AUGAGUAUUGCUGGUGUUGGGGUAGUGUUUGUGGUCUCGGUAGUAGUCACGGGUUGGACAGCUCUGGCCUGGGUGCUGACCCCUUGCUUUUUGUUGGCAACACUGCCUCUGCCGGCGUUACUACAGACCAAACGCUUUUACCGCUGCGUCACUCGCUUUAUCAGUCAAUGGGCAUGGAUGGGUCAAGUGGUUUUAUUGCUUGAGAAAAUGUUUCGGAUUCAAGUGCGAGUCUACGGAGAUGCAGAGACGAAAGCUCAUGAGACUGACAUGCCACAUGAUCGAGCCUUGUGGAUAUCAAACCAUCGCACUCGUAUCGACUGGAUGCUCCUGUGGACCGUCGCAUGGCGGACAGGCACAUUGCACCAAUUGCGAAUUGUCUUGAAAGCCCCGCUGCGCAAAAUCCCCAUCUUUGGCUGGGCCAUACAACACUUUAUCUUCAUUUUUCUUCAACGCCGGUGGGCAGAUGAUCAGGUGAACCUGCGUAUGUUGCUGCCGUUCCUUACAUCGGCAGAACCGGAGGCUUCCUACCUUCUCUUUCCGGAGGGCACAGAUCUCAGCGAGAGGAACCUAGAAAAGAGCCGUUCUUUUGCUAACAAGAACGGCCUCCCACCUCGACAAUUUUCGUUGUACCCGCGCACGACGGGUUGGACCUUCAUGUUCCCAUUGCUGCGCUCACACCUCACGGCUGUAUACGAUAUCACCAUGUUCUACGUGGAUUAUGCUGCUAACGAACGUCCAUCAGAGAAAUCGCUGCUUACUGGGCGUCUUCCACGAAUGGUUCAUUUCUAUAUAGAGCGAGUGGACAUCACGACCAUGCGCGAGAAAAGUGAGAAGGAGCUUGCGGUCUGGAUGAAAGAACGCUUCGAACGUAAAGAGUCUCUCCUCAAGGCAUUCUACGAGUCGAAUGGGAAGCUUCCAAAUGGAGCAGUACCUCUUUUUCAGGAAAAUCAAGGACCCGUGUUCGCCGUGUUAGUCAUGUUUUGGCUCAUGUUGAUUGGUACCGCCAUCUUUUGCGGACUAUUUGGCAAUUUGAGCUCAUUUAUAGCAGCCGUGACGAUAAUGGCUGGUUACAGCAUCAUCACUGCUUACGGCUCGGGCGUUGAUGGGUAUCUGAUAGCGAAUUUGUAA